Messenger RNA from Nerophis lumbriciformis (worm pipefish), 3822 nucleotides. NCBI's taxonomy places the organism in Eukaryota, Metazoa, Chordata, Actinopteri, Syngnathiformes, Syngnathidae. The record is from RefSeq and is a predicted model, not a curated record.
AUGGCGAAGAUCCAGGCGCACAGCACGGGGAAACAAAUCAACCAAAUUCAAGACAAGCCCUUCGUUAUAACACAAAAGCAAGUGCAGCAGCAGCACUUCCAGAAGCUGAAGGUUGAAGAUGCCUUGUCGUAUCUGGACCAGGUUAAAAUACGUUUUGCAAACGAUCCUGGAAUAUACAACAAGUUUCUGGACAUCAUGAAAGAGUUCAAAUCUCAAAGCAUUGACACUCCAGGGGUAAUAAACAGAGUGUCACAACUUUUCCAUGGCCACCCCGACUUAGUAUUGGGCUUCAAUGCCUUCCUCCCGCCUGGGUAUCGGAUAGAAGUCCCAAAGAAUGGAAUUGCCUUCCUUCAGUCACCGUUCUCCGCACAGGUGUCACCCGGUCAACAGGGGAAGAUUGUCACCGCCUCGCCCGUGACAUCGACUUCUGGUGCCGCAUCCGCCGCCACCUCUGAAGCUGGACCUGGCCACGCUGUUGAUGUAAAGCCAGCCUCAGCAGAGUCCCUAUCUUCCUCAACCUCUUCAGCCGGGCCCCUAGAAAAUCCCAGCCGACUGUCCCUUCCUUUGGCAAGUAGAGAGAGUCAGAAUCAGGCUGCAACCUCGUCAGUGUCCCCACCCGCCUCAGAGACUAGCCCGGUCGAGUUUGACAGUGCCAUUAGCUACGUGAACAAGAUCAAAAACCGUUUUCUGGACCACCCAGAGAUCUACAGAGCCUUCCUAGAGAUUCUUCACACAUAUCAGAAGGAGCAGCUGGAGGUGAAGGAGAGCCGGGGCAGUCGAGGUACCAGCGGGAUGACUGAAGAUGAGGUGUUUUCUAAAGUUGCCAGUCUUUUCAAAGGACAAGAGGACCUGCUGGCCGAGUUUGGCCAAUUCUUGCCUGACGCCAAGAGAUCACUGUUCACCGGAAACUCGUUGACGGGAACGAAAGAGCAGCUGAAGAGACCAGAUGAUGAUGACCUGAUAACCAAACAGAAUAAAAAGAGGCCCAGACCCAUACUCCUGCCCCACAUGUCUCCUCUACUUAAGAAAAAAAUGAAGUAUUCCUGUACCAAAGACCAGUCCAUUGCUUCAGUCGGCAAACAUGGAGUUUUGCGAGAAUUUUCCUUCUUUGAUAAGGUUCGCCGCUUGUUUAAAAGCCAGGAAGUGUAUGAGAACUUCCUGCGCUGCAUUGCCUUGUUCAACCAGGAGGUGGUAUCAGGAGCUGAGCUGCUCCAGUUAGUCACUCCUUUCCUGGGGAAGUUUCCUGAAGUGUACACACAGUUCAAGUCCUUUCUGGGAGACAAAGAGCUCUCUCAUGCCAUGUCGGGGCUGUCGGAUCGCUAUAUGGAGGGAGGAGGAGGCAGGGAGGUGGAUUAUGCCUCUUGCAAGCGCCUGGGUUCCAGCUACAGAGCGCUGCCCAAGACCUACCAGCAGCCUAAAUGCAGUGGGCGGACCGCCUUAUGCAAAGAGGUGUUAAAUGACACCUGGGUGUCAUUCCCCUCCUGGUCGGAGGAUUCCACAUUUGUCAGCUCUAAAAAGACUCCAUAUGAGGAGCAACUUCACCGCUGUGAGGAUGAAAGAUUUGAGUUGGAUGUGGUUCUAGAGACAAACCUGGCCACCAUCCGAGUGCUUGAAAGCGUCCAGAAGAAGCUGUCACGUCUCUCACCCGAAGACCAGGAUCGUUUCCGACUAGACGACUGCCUGGGUGGCACCUCAGAGGUCAUCCAGCGCCGCGCCGUGUAUCGUAUCUAUGGUGACAAAGCGCCCGAGAUCAUCGAGGGACUGAAGAGGAGUCCGGCCACGGCGGUGCCUGUGGUGCUAAAGAGGUUAAAAGCCAAGGAAGAGGAAUGGAGAGAGGCCCAGCAGGGGUUCAACAAGAUCUGGAGGGAGCAGUAUGAGAAGGCCUACCUCAAGUCCUUGGACCACCAAGGAGUCAACUUCAAACAGAACGACAUGAAGGCGCUACGCUCAAAGAGUCUCCUAAAUGAGAUAGAAAGUGUCUACGAUGAGCGACAGGAGCAGAGUACAGAGGAGGGAGGCGUUGGCCAGCAGGCUCGCAAUGGCUCCAGCUCGGCGUCGGCCAGCGAGCCUCACAUGGUGUUUACGUACGAGGACAAACAGGUCCUGGAGGACGCUGCCGCGCUCAUCAUUUACCACGUCAAACGCCAGCCCACCAUCCACAAAGACGACAAGGACCACAUCAAGCGCAUCAUCCAACACUUUGUCCCCGACCUCUUCUUCUCACGCCGUGGUGAGCUCAGCGACACUGAGGACUGGACUGAUGAGGAAGCAGAGACUGAGGAGGGAGGAGCGAGCGGCGCAGCGGCAGCAACGACCGCAUCAACGACGUCGUCGUCUUCGACGACAACUAACUCUUCUGAUGCGGCAGGAGCUGCAGCAACCAGUAGUCAGUCUCAAACUCAACAAGCUCAAGCCCCGGCUCAAAGCCAGCAGCAAUUAAACAAUGAAUCCAGGCGGAGGCGCUGCAGCCCGUCUCAACCACCAGACACAGAGGCCUCCGGAACUACUGGCAGUACCAUCCAAACUGCGGCUACGACCGCUUCCGUUCCUGGAUCCGCACCUAUGGAGGCCAGUUCAGCCGCACCUGCUGAAAAGGUUGACCUGCGUGACCCCGAAGCCGAGCACCAGAAGGAGAUGGACGACGUCUACAACCUGUUUUACGUCAACAACAACUGGUACUUCUUCCUGCGGCUACACCAGACUCUGUGCUCGCGCUUGCUGAGAGUAUACCGGCAGGCGGAGCGGCAACUGCUGGAACACCGUGCUGAGCAGAGCAGAGAGCGAUUGCUUGUGGCCGAAGGGAGGAGAGAAAAGGCAUGCGACCUUGCCAUGGAGCUGCGCCUCAAACAGCCAAGUGAGGUGGAAUUAGAAGAGUACUACCCAGCUUUCUUGGACAUGGUGCGCAGUCUGCUGGAUGGCAACCUUGAUUCCACUCAGUACGAGGACACAUUACGGGAGAUGUUCACCAUUCACGCUUAUAUUGGAUUCACCAUCGACAAGGUCAUCCAUAACAUCAUCCGGCAGCUCCAGCACCUUGUGAGCGACGAGGUGUGUCUGCAGGUGGUUGAUCUCUAUCUGGCUGAGAGGAAGAGAGGGGCCGCUGGGGGGAACUUAUCGUCUCAGUGCGUGCGAUCAGCCUGGGAGACAAGCUACCAGUGGAAAGCUGAGCGAGCCAUGGCUGAAGAGAAUUGUUUCAAGGUGAUGUUUAUUCAAAACAAGGGUCAUGUGACAAUGACAAUUGAGCUGCAGGACACUGAAGAGGCCCAGGCCGAUGACCCCUUGGAUGUUCAGUGCUUGUCCAGUUACAUGGAGCAAUUUGUUGGAACAGAGUCCAGUUUGUGCUCACAAGCAGAUGGCUACUUUUUCAAACCAGUGUUUCUUCCACGGAACCUGCGCCGUUUUCGGCGCUGGCAGGUGCGUCAGGUAGAGGCGAUGCGUUGCAGGCGAGAGUGGCAUCGGCAACUAGGCGUGGAGAAUGCCGGCAGCCUGGACUGUCGCUUCAAGCUCAACACUCACAAGAUGGUGUUUGUCAUGAACUCUGAAGACUACAUGUACCGCAGAGGAGCGCUGGUUAAGGCCAGGAAGUCUCAGCACCGAGUGGCGGCGAGCCAGCACGAGCGCUUGGCCAAGUGGCACCGGGGCUGGCGGGCAGAGCACGUGACGGCCUCGGCCGAGCGCAUAGUGCACAAGUGGCUGAUGGGAGAGGACGAGGAGGACAUGAUCCCCUGCAAGACCACCUGCCUGUCUACAGAGCUCAAGGGGCAGGCGGUCAACAGAUACCGGGUCCAUUACAGCGGUAGCAAAGCCCCCGCCUCGCCUUAA